AUGUCAGAUUCAACAAACGAAAUUAUUCCUGGGUUAGGACAGAAGAAAGUUUUUAAAAUAAUUGUAUUGGGUGAUUCUGGGGUAGGAAAAACGUGUCUCACGUACCGUUUUUGUGAAGGACAGUUUUUAGAUAAAUCAGAGGCUACAAUAGGGGUGGACUUCCGAGAAAGAACAAUACGCAUUCGUAACGAAGAUAUUAAGUUACAGUUAUGGGACACAGCUGGUCAAGAGAGGUUCCGUAAAUCCAUGGUGCAGCAUUACUACCGUAAUGUACAUGCUGUGGUGAUAGUUUAUGAUGUCACCAAACCGGAAACAUUUCAUUCCAUUACAAGUUGGAUGUCGGAAGUUGAAUCUCACGGACUCACAAAAGCUCCUCGUGUGUUAGUCGGUAACAAAUGUGACUGUGGAUCACCUUCUGAUAGAUUGGCCACGGUGUAUGCACAACGUCUAGCUGAUAGAUAUGGGAUGCCUCUCUUUGAAACCUCAGCCUUACUAGACUCUGAGUGUGACAAUGUUGAGUCCAUCUUUAUAACCCUCGCACACAAGUUAUACUCACACCAGCCUUUCAGGGUUGUGAGUGUUGAGGGAGAACUAGGUCCGAGACUGGUAACACUUAAUAGACACAAGAGGAAUACAAGUAAUGAUAAUUGCCUAUGCAGUUAG
Danaus chrysippus (African queen) is the source of this 663-nucleotide messenger RNA. NCBI's taxonomy places the organism in Eukaryota, Metazoa, Arthropoda, Insecta, Lepidoptera, Nymphalidae. The record is from the annotation of a GenBank genome assembly.